ACAGGCGCCGACGAAAAGUGGCGGUACGAGAUGUGGUUCUACAACGAGGACCGCAUCGUGUAUGCGAUCCACGGCGGGCCCAUGGCCGGCCGCAUCAACUUCCAAAAGGCUGACUACCAGUGUGUGCGACCGGGCGAGAUCUGGCAGUGCAACUGGCUCGAGGAGACGGGGACAGUGUGCUCGCUGGUGUACGACAUUCCCAACAAGAAGAUCACCACCCUGCUCAACUUCUCCAAGGGGCACUGGGAGAAUGCCGAGGCUGCGCACGGCAACAAGCGCAACACCGCGGACCUGGAGCGCUGGAGGGGCCUGGCCAAGAUUGGCCACCAGACGGACCGAUUCAUCCUGAACGACCAGGCGGACAUCUUGGAGGCCUUUCAGGGACAGGGCGACCUGGAGGAGAUUGAGAUGGGCUGGCCGACGCUGUAGAGCAGUCCAAGCAUCAAUGUAAUAGCAUUAGAGCAGGCUCCGUCAAGCAUCAAUGGAACAGCUUUAGAGCAGGCGGCGUGUCGUCAAUCCAAG
Messenger RNA from Acaromyces ingoldii, 522 nucleotides. RefSeq lists its product as hypothetical. The record is from RefSeq and is a predicted model, not a curated record. Gene Ontology annotation, molecular function: carboxy-lyase activity. Bases 31 to 429 code for a protein of 132 amino acids. The transcript has 2 exons. NCBI's taxonomy places the organism in Eukaryota, Fungi, Basidiomycota, Exobasidiomycetes, Exobasidiales, Cryptobasidiaceae.